Molecule: messenger RNA, 1643 nt
Organism: Dendrobium catenatum
Lineage: Eukaryota; Viridiplantae; Streptophyta; Magnoliopsida; Asparagales; Orchidaceae
Product: magnesium transporter MRS2-F
Exons: 6
Coding region: 133-1410 (425 amino acids)
Biological process (GO): magnesium ion transport; transmembrane transport
Cellular component (GO): membrane
Molecular function (GO): magnesium ion transmembrane transporter activity
Source: RefSeq, a predicted model, not a curated record
UGGACGCGUAACAAGUGCUGGUUUCCUCUUUCCAUUCCGAAUUGGAUUCGUUAUUUCUCCCGCGAACGGCAAAGAGUUGCUGCCUUUCUUAAAUGCGGGAAAAAGCGAGGAAGAACCCUAGCGGAAUUCAAGAUGCGGUCGCCCAACAUGGCAAUGGAUGAGGAAUUCCUCCUACGGGCUACACCGCCUACUCAAUACCCCGUCGGCGGGCGGCGAAAGCCGACGGCGGGAAUCCGGUCGUGGCUGGUGGUUUCAGAAUCGAGGCAGCCCUAUCUUGAAGAGGCAGGGAAGCAUUUAAUCAUGCGGCGAACGGGGCUUCCGGCACGGGACUUACGUGUUCUCGAUCCCCAGCUAUCAUACCCAUCCACCAUCCUUGGGAGAGAGCGGGCGAUUGUUAUCAAUCUGGAGCACAUUAAGGCUGUGAUUACUGCAAUGGAGGUGCUCGUUCCCAACUGCAAGGAUCCCUUGGUGGCUCCAUUUUUGCAGGACCUGCAAACGAAGGUUGCAUGUUCAUUCGGUGUUCCAAUGCACUCGGUUGCAGAAUCUAGUGAUACGGAUGCUGAUCAGGCUGCUAAGGCUGUCCCAAGUUAUGAAUCAAUAACAGGCAGACCUAGAACCAAUUCGGAUGCAUACAAUAAUGGGGGUACCAAUGUGUUACCUUUUGAGUUCAGAGCACUUGAAGUCUGUCUUGAAUCGGCUUGUAGACUCCUUGAAUCAGAGACAUUGACAUUGGAACAAGAGGCAUACCCUGCUUUAGACGAGCUGACCUCAAAAAUCAGCACUCUUAACCUUGAGCGUGUUAGACAAAUAAAAAGCCGUCUUGUUGCACUUUCUGGUCGUGUGCAGAAGGUAAGGGAUGAACUUGAACACCUCUUGGAUGAUGACACGGAUAUGGCUGAAAUGUAUUUAACUGAAAAACUAGCUAAUCAGCAAGCUGGCGAUACCGCUUCAAGAGUUGAUAUAGGUAGUGAUGAACUCGAAUUGAGUGAGCAUAGGGAUGAUGUCAAAACUGAAACAGAGAGCACCAGUGGAAACUCGAGUGUUUUUAAGCUUAAUAUUGAGGAAUUGGAGAUGCUUUUAGAGGCUUAUUUUGUGCAGAUAGAUGGUACUUUAAAUAAAUUAUCCACGUUGAGGGAGUAUGUGGAUGACACUGAGGAUUAUAUCAAUAUUAUGCUUGAUGAGAAGCAAAAUCAGCUGCUGCAGAUGGGAAUUUUGCUCAGCAUGGCAACUCUUGUCCUCACAGCUGGUGUGGUGGUGACGGGUAUAUUUGGCAUGAACAUUACCAUUGAUCUAUACAAUGUCAAAACCUUUCACCAGUUCUGGGAAACCACCUAUGGAACCGUAGGAGGCUGUGUAAUUCUUUACAUCAUAGCAAUUGUCUGGGGCAAGAAAAGUGGACUUCUUCAGUGACUUAAUGAUUGGUCAAAGCUUUCUUUAAAUAAUCAAAGCUUGACCCAAAGGCUUAUUUAAACCCCUGCUAGCAGUUUUUAUAUAUUUUCUCUUGUUUUGUAAUAUUACAAACUGCAAUUGGCAUUUGGAGCAAAAUACAUAUUCUUGCUUGAUUUUGCCGGUCCAUUCUCUUUCUCCUAUUUUGUUUGUGCUACUUUUUUAAUAUUUUCUGUUAAUUUUGAUACGUUCUUGUA